UGAUUCAAUCUUUUUUUGAAAAAUUAACUAAUAUAGAAAAAUUAGAUGAUAAUGAAAUCAGUAAUAAAGGUAAUAAAGGUGAUAAAGAUAAUGAAGAUGAAGGUGAAGGUGAAAUCAGUGACAAUAAUAUUCUAAGUAAUUCAAGUCGUCUUCAAAAUC
Molecule: messenger RNA, 159 nt
Organism: Diversispora eburnea
Lineage: Eukaryota; Fungi; Glomeromycota; Glomeromycetes; Diversisporales; Diversisporaceae
Source: the annotation of a GenBank genome assembly